Molecule: messenger RNA, 1357 nt
Organism: Larimichthys crocea (large yellow croaker)
Lineage: Eukaryota; Metazoa; Chordata; Actinopteri; Sciaenidae
Gene: dpt
Product: dermatopontin
Exons: 4
Coding region: 73-648 (191 amino acids)
Biological process (GO): collagen fibril organization
Cellular component (GO): extracellular matrix
Source: RefSeq, a predicted model, not a curated record
AACAAAAAACUUGGAGGAGUUAAAACCGAGGCAGCUGCAAGGAGGUGCAGCAGACGGAGUCAUUCCUUCAACAUGAAUCCUGCUCCGGUGCUGGUGGCGUUGUCUUUGCUGGCAACAGUGGCAGCUCAGUCUCAAGACCACUAUGACAUGGACUGGGUCAAUACUUACCGCCAGGGCUUCAACUUCCAGUGCCCCCACGGAGAGGCCCUUGUAGCCAUCAGGAGCUACUAUAAUGAGCAGGAAGGCAUGGACCGCUUGUGGUCGUUUGAGUGCCAGGCCACACCUGAAGGUCUCGGGGAGCCUACUGACUGCUGGUGGGAUGACAUCAGCCGUGCUGGGAUGGAGUGGACUUCAACAUGCACUCGCAACGGCGUGGUAGCUGGCGUGCAGAGCAAAUACUUUGAAUCCGUCCUUGACCGGGAAUGGCAGUUCUACUGCUGCUACUACAAACGCCGCUGUCCCUACUCCUGCAUGAAGACCUCCGACAUCCCUGAACACCACAGAGAAGAGGCAGAGAUGGUGAUCCCCAGUUACGGCUACUUCAUCCGUGGUGCCCAAACCACCUUCAGCGGAGUGCUAAGAGAUCGGCAGUGGAAGUACAUCCUGUGCAGAUGGACAGACUUUGAUUGUGAAUUUGAGAAUUUAUAGAUUGUAAGCAGCAUUUUUAUUUCCUACCCAUAAACAGUUUUAACUAAAAAUACAUAUUUACUCUCACAAGUAAACAAAAACAUAAUACUGUCAUUACACAUAAGUCAUGUGAUUCAUGUUUUCGUUCAUGUAUUUACUUUUGAUGAAUGGAUCCACCACAGGCAUGUCAUAUAUGCUGGUGUAAUCAUUGUUUUUUAGUCUAGCAUGGAAAAUGCUCAUUUAAAGGGAACUGUUCAAGUAAACACCAACGUGGAGGGGUCUACGGGGGGAUUUGGGCUCCGGCAGGCACAUUGGGCAGCUUAAGUGUUUUUCGUUAGGAGCUGGAAGUCCAGCAUGUGAAAAUUUCAAACUCAAUUAUUUGUGCACCAAGAUCACUCCGCUGAUAUCACGUGACCGUGAUGGCUCAAACAAAUUGACUAACACCUUUUUUAUGGUCAUAUGUGAGCUGCAGGGUGUGGCUUGUCGGGAUAUAUAUCGCCUUGGAGGUAACACUUGUGCUGGAAGUAAUGAAAAGCUCCUUCAGGAUCUCUGGCAACACGAGCUUUGCAUGCAAUGAAAAGUUCCCCACCUGCUUUCAAUUGACUUCAUAUCCCUCCUUUAUUAAAGUGUCUUGUUCAGUUUGGCAAUUACAGAUGUACUGUACUGCAACUCAUGUAACUGUACCAUGUGAAAAUGGGAUUAAAACCAUCCCCUCCAAAGCCCUUCUUCG